This is a messenger RNA of Rosa chinensis, 5280 nucleotides long. RefSeq lists its product as uncharacterized. Bases 1 to 5280 code for a protein of 1759 amino acids. The record is from RefSeq and is a predicted model, not a curated record. The transcript has 3 exons. NCBI's taxonomy places the organism in Eukaryota, Viridiplantae, Streptophyta, Magnoliopsida, Rosales, Rosaceae. Gene Ontology annotation, molecular function: nucleic acid binding; zinc ion binding; RNA-DNA hybrid ribonuclease activity.
AUGGCUGCCACAUCUGUGAUCUGUCCUUGGACUUUCUUGGAUGAAGGGGCCUCAAUAAAGAGAUCCUACACAUAUGUGGUUCGCCCGUCUUCCAUUCCCAUUGUGGAUUUACCAACGCCGGUUGUACAGGAUGGGAAAACUACUGUUAUGAUAUCUGAGGAAGCCUAUCAGUCUGGGCUGGAUAAGUGUAAGCACAUGUUGCUUGGUCGCCUGCAAUUGGCCUUCGGGGAUAAGCCGUAUUCUCCACCCGAUCUGCAGCGUAAGCUUGGGGUUAUUUGGAGCGGUCUAGGUAGUUGGACGAUCAUCCCAAUGGGGAAGGGAUAUUACUCGUUCAAUUUUGCCUCGGCAGAUUCACUGGCUAGGGUUUGGGCGCAGGGUGCUAUCGCUCUCAAGCCUGGUACGUUGAGGUUUAUGAAAUGGGUUCCGAAUUUUUCCCCGGCGAGUCAAAAGAACACGAAUGCGCAGGUGUGGGUUAGAUUUUGGAAUCUAGGGCUGGAAUUCUGGGAAGCGCGGACGUUAUCCGAGAUUGCUAGUGGUAUUGGCGCUCCCGUGAAAAUUGACCCCAACACUUUGGAACGCAAGUAUGGUCUGUUUGCUAGGGUUCUUGUGGACGUUGAUCUCUCUGUUGACCUUCCUUUGGAGGUUGUGAUUAAGCGUAAGAAUGGAGAAAUUUUUGUGCAAGCGGUGGAUUAUGAGAAGCUUCUUGACCUUUGUUCCCAUUGUGGUAAUGUGGGACAUCGUGUCACGGAUUGCAAAUUUGUAAAGCCCUCUGCCAAUGAAUCUACUGAUUCAAGGUAUGUUCGCGGACGCUCUAGAAGGCGUGGAGCUAAACAGUCCCGACGGAGGGUUGUUUCCCAGGUGUAUGUUCCGAAGCAGCGCCCCGGUAAGGAGAUUAUUGUUCAGGCCACUCCUACUCCGAUUAUGGACGAUGGUGAAGGCCCUUCUUUUGUGCAGAAGUCGCCAAUUGUUCAGGAAAAUCAUGAUACGGAUGGCCUGGAUAAGUGUCUUCCUCUUGAGCAAGAGGCCACUCCCGAAGGUUGCAUGAGAGAUGAGGCUAGUGGGGUGGAGCUGGUUGUUAGUACUGUGAGUGUACCUAUUGAGGGUGCAACGCUGCAGGUGGUGGAUAAUGUGGUUCCCCAGAUUCUCUAUUGGAAUUUGCGGGGUAUUUCUAAUGACCCCACUCAAAAUGCUCUUAGAAAGUUUGUUAUGGAUAAUAAUCCUGAUGUGUUGUGUAUUUCGGAGCCUUUUGUCUCUUUUGAUUCGGUUCCGCUUAGUUUUUGGAGGUCUCUGAAUUUGGUAGCGGUGUGUACAAAUGACAGGGGUUCUUCUAUUCCUAAUUUGUGGGUUCUCUGCAAAUCUUCUAUACAUCAUGUGGUUAACGUGCUUUCUAGGUCUGAUCAACAAGUCUCUAUUCAGGUGACUUUUGAUUCAGUUAAUUGUGUGCUAACCUCUGUUUAUGCUCGUACAAGUAUGGAGAAUCGGCGUCGUCUUUGGAUUGAUAUUGCUUCUAUUAAGAAUAACUUUGUUUCUGGACCUUGGAUUGUAUUUGGUGAUUUCAAUGCAAUUCUUGGGGCUCAUGAGAAAAAGGGUGGUGCGCCAGUUUGUCAGAGAUCUUGUGAGGAGUUUCAAGCUAUGUCUGAUAUCUGUGAACUUUUUCAUACUGACACUAAAGGGGCUGAAUUUACUUGGGUUCGUCGGAGAGGUGUUAGGGGGAAUGUAGAGGUAAGACUUGAUCGUUGUCUAGAAAAUCUCGCUUGGAUGGAUAGCUGGGAUACGUUUGAUUGCUGCACCUUACCACGGAUAUGCUCUGAUCAUAAUCCACUACUUAUGUCUUUUUCUAAUGCUUUUGGGGCACAUCAAAGUCUAUUUCGGUUUCGGAGAAUGUGGUUAGAGCAUGGUAGCUUUCAUGGGUUUGUCAAGCAAUGUUGGGAUGCAAUUACGGUGCACGGAUACCCUCUUACAAUUUUACAACAUAAAUUGAGAGUUUUGCGUCAAGCACUUCGGUCUUGGAAUUGGGAAGUUUUUGGUAAUGUUCACAGGCGUGUUGACUCGGACCUUGCAGAUUUAGUUGCUCUUCAACAACAUAUUUCUACUACUGGGGGGUCUGAUGCAGAUUUUACCAAGGAAUGUGAGCUUCAGGCAAACUUGACUGAGUCCAUGCGUUUACAAGAGAUGUUUUGGAAGGAGAAAUCUCGGUUGCGUUGGCUUUCAGAGGGCGAUCGUAACUCAUCUUUCUUCCAUGUUAUGUGUCGGGUGCGACGCUCUUGUUCUUCCAUCACUCUACUUAGAGAUGGUGAUCAGGUUUUUCAGGAUCCUCUUACUAUUCAGAAUCAUAUUGUGGAUUUUUAUUCGCACCUCUUUGCUAAUCAUGCAGAUUGUUAUGAUUCGGGUCUCAUUAGUCGUGUCAUUCCUUCUUUAGUAACUAUCGAGGAAAAUGAGGCUCUAACAGCUAUUCCAUCACCAGAGGAAAUCUUCUUAGCAAUGAAAAAUAUGGACCCAGACAAUGCACCUGGACCUGACGGUUUUAAUGGACAUUUCUUUGUUUCUUGUUGGGAGAUCGUGGGUGCUUGUGUAAUUGAGGCAGUUCAGUCUUUUUUCGAGCAUGGUUCAUUGCCACCUUCUUUUAAUUCAAGCUUGAUUAUUCUUAUUCCCAAGGUGGAUCAUGCAGACUCUAUUAAGAAAUUUCGGCCUAUUGCAUUGGCCAAUUUCGUAUUCAAGAUUAUCCCAAAGAUUAUCUCUAUCCGGCUGGCUUCCAUUGCUUCACGGAUUAUUUCUCCUCAACAACAUGCUUUUGUUCCAGGGCGGAACAUAGCGGACUGCAUUAUUACUACUUCAGAGUGUAUUAAUCUAUUGGACUCCAAAUGUCAUGGUGGAAAUGUUGCAAUUAAAAUGGAUAUUGCCAAAGCCUUUGAUACUCUUUCCUGGGAUUUUAUUUUGAAGGUUUUGGAGGCCUUUGGCUUUCACCCUAUUUUUGUGCAUUGGGUUAAGGUGUUAUUGCAUUCGGCGAAACUCUCUCUGUUAAUUAAUGGGAGGUCGGUGGGUUAUUUUUCCUGUGGUCGUGGAGUGCGCCAGGGAGAUCCUUUGUCCCCUCUUCUUUUCUGCUUGGCAGAAGAGGUUCUUAGUAGGGGUCUCUCUGAGUUGUUGAGUAGUGGUCGGUUGCACCCUAUUUCUUCCCCAAGGGGGGCAUUGGCUCCUUCACAUGUUUUAUUUGCUGAUGAUGUGAUAGUUUUCUGUCGAGGAGAUAAACGCAGUUUGGAGUUGGUUAUGACUUUCUUUGAGGAGUAUGGGCUUAAUUCAGGGCAAAGAAUUAACAAGUCUAAGUCUCACGCUUUUCUCAGCAGACACAUUCUUUACCGAAGGCAUUCUAUUAGUAGUUCUCUCGGCAUUCCUAUUGGGGAGUUUCCUUUCUCUUAUCUAGGUGUGCCUAUUUUCCGUGGGAAGCCUCGUGUCUCAUAUUUCCGGCCUUUGGUGGAUAAAAUUCGGGUGCGUCUCUCUAGUUGGAUGGGCUCUCUACUCUCUAUGGCAGGCCGUCUUCAAUUGUUGAAAUCGGUUUUUAACAGCAUGCUUGUUUAUUGUUUCCAAGUGUAUGAAUGGCCUAUUUCUUUGUUGCGUCGGAUGGAAGUCUGGUGUCGCAAUUACCUAUGGUCUGGCUCUAUUGAUAAGCGUGGUAUCCCUUUAAUUGCUUGGAAAACUUGUUGUUCACCGGUUGAGGAGGGUGGGCUAGGCCUUAAGCAGUUGAUUGUUCUGAAUCGCUCUCUGCUUCUUAAGCGGAGUUGGGAGGUUUUUUCUUCUCCUUCAUUGGGUAGUUCUUUUCUUCGAGGUCGGUUUUGCCGUAAUGGAGUUUUGCGUCGUUCAUAUGCUAGUUCCUCUAUCUGGCCGGGUGUGAGGCGCUUCUGGGAUCUAAUUCAGGAGAACUCAAGGUGGAUUAUUGGCUCGGGUGAGAAAAUUUCUUUCUGGCGCGACAAUUUUUUGGGAAAGCCUCUUCUCCAUUUUUUUGGGCCUCACACAAAUAUGUCUACUAUUGCUGAUUGGUUGGUGGCAGAUUUUAUUCAUAAUGGAGCUUGGCGUCUUCCUGCGUUACUCCACAAUCAUUUUUCUGACUUGUGUGAGUUAAUUAGAGCGGUGCCUAUUGCUAUGGUUCCUAACAAACCCGACAAGUUGAUUUGGUCUCCAUCCUCUUCUGGUGUGCUAACAGCGAAGGAGGCUUUUCACUUCCUACGCCCACAUCUUCCGCUCACAGAUUGGGGUAAGCUUAUUUGGACAAAAUUUAUUAUUCCUAGAAUCUCUCUUCAUGUGUGGAAGGUCUUACGGGGUAGGGUGUUGUCAGAGGACUUGUUGCAGCGUCGGGGUAUUUGUUUGGCUUCUCGCUGUGUUCUUUGUGGUUUAAAUGAAGAGUCUUUGAUUCAUAUUUUUAUGACUUGUCCAUUCUCUGCUUCAUUAUGGGAUAGCUGGGUGGUAGUUUUUAAUUUGACCUAUAUGCCAGCUUCAUUGUUGGAUUUAUUAAACUUGGGGUGUGUUGGUCGUAGCUCCCAAGUAAAGGAAGUUUGGCUUAUUUGUUUUACCACUACUUUGUGGUUUAUAUGGAGAGCUAGAAACAAAAUGAAGCAUGAUAAUUGUGUGGUUACUGUGGAGGCCACGAAGAGGUUAAUUAUGGGUCAUGUUCAAGCUGCUAGUAAACUAGCCACAGGAAGUAUGUUUAAUUCAGUGGUUGAGCUUCAAAUCUUAAAAUUUUUUGGAAUUAGUUGUCGUCCUCGUCGGUCUCCAAGGAUUAUUGAGGUUAAUUGGAUUCCUCCAAUUAUGGGCUGGGUGAAGAUUAAUACAGAUGGUGCAUGGCAACGUGUUUCGGGAAGAACAGGUUGCGGGGGAGUGUUUAGGGACUAUCAGGGCUCUUUUAUGGGUGCUUUUGCUUCUAAUCUUGAGAUUCCUAGUUCCGUCGAUGAGGAGAUCAUGGCGGUUAUUCAGGCAAUUGAGCUUGCUUGGGUUAGGGAGUGGAAGCACAUUUGGCUUGAGGUUGAUUCAGCUAUGGUACUUAAUUUCCUUCGUGCACCCCAUCUUGUUCCAUGGAGGUUCCGUGUUGCUUGGGAUAAUUGUUUGCACCGUAUCUCGCAAAUGCAAUUAAAAUCUUCUCAUAUUUUUAGAGAGGGAAAUCAGGUGGCAGAUGCGCUUGCUAAUGUUGGUUUGUCAUCGUCAGGCUUGGUGUGGUGGAAUGAGGCUCCUCCUUUUCUUCUGGAUCUUUGUCGACGAGACUCACUUAGUCUUCCCAAUUUUCGGUUUAUUUGA